AUGGGUUACUACGACGACGAAGGUGAAUACCACUCUUUCCGCCGUGGCGUUGGCCGCGCUGUCGACCGCGUCGCCCACCCCUUCUCCCACUCCCACUCUCACUCCUCCUCCCACUCCCACGCUGGUGCUGACGACCAUGAAGAGGUCGCCCCUCCCGCCGCCAAUGUCCGCGUUGUUGAGCCCCGCAGCCGUGGCUCCUCCUCCGGCGAGAACGUCCCUAUUCCCUGCCACUUCAUCCGCAUUGGCGACAUCCUGAUCCUCCAGGGUCGUCCUUGCCAGGUCAUCCGCAUCUCGGUCUCCCCUCAGACCGGCCAGCACCGUUACCUCGGUGUCGACCUCUUCACCCGCAAGCUCCAGGAGGAGUCCAGCUUCGUCGCCAACCCCUCCCCCUCCGUUGUGGUUCAGACCAUGCUCGGCCCCGUCUUCAAGACCUACCGCAUCCUGGACAUCCGUGAUGACAACCGUCUCGUUGCCAUGACCGAGUCCGGUGAUGUCAAGCAGGGCCUCCAGGUUAUCUCCCAGGGUAACCUCCACAAGCGCAUCUCCGAGGCCUUCUCCGAUGGCCGUGGCUCCGUUCGCGCCCUUGUCAUCAACGACGGUGGCCGUGAGCUCGUCGUCGACUACAAGGUCAUCCACGGCUCCCGCCUGUAA
Messenger RNA from Penicillium salamii, 651 nucleotides. Lineage: Eukaryota; Fungi; Ascomycota; Eurotiomycetes; Eurotiales; Aspergillaceae. The record is from the annotation of a GenBank genome assembly.